Molecule: messenger RNA, 1428 nt
Organism: Clonostachys solani
Lineage: Eukaryota; Fungi; Ascomycota; Sordariomycetes; Hypocreales; Bionectriaceae
Source: the annotation of a GenBank genome assembly
AUGUCCUUGUUCGUAACCUAUGUCCUUGUCCUCGGCCGGAGCCUGGAAUCUUCAAGGGGCCUCCUAGAGCUACUGACCCCGGCUCUUGAAUUGGAGGUUGACGAUUCGCCGCUAUCUCUUUCACUACACGCCGCCGCCAUCCAGCUGUGGUGUUUAGUAAAUUCAAGAUCAUUCUCCUCUUCUGAUAAAAUACUCACUGAGGCAUAUUCGCGUCUGAGAACCGCAAUCCAAGACCCGUUGCAGCGUGGCUGUGAGAGCACUGUUUUGGCUGCGCUCCUCCUACAACGAUAUGAGCGCUUUUCUGCUGUGUGGAAUCAACAUGAACAAUGCCACGUUCAUCGAAAUGGUGCACUGGCUUUGCUAAGGCAGCAAAAACUGGAUGGAAUUAAUUCGAAGCAUCGAGGCUAUUUGAUAUCCCAGUUAUUUCACAGCGAAGUUAACAUUUGUAUUUCCAAGAAAAUUUCGUUUCAGGCGAGUGAAAUAACUUGGCUGAGAGACCAAGAUCUUUCGAUUUUGCCAUCAAACCCAAGCACGGCGUUGGAUAUCAUCGGCGCUUCUAUUGCCAGCCACCAGCACAAGUUCACCCUACUAUCAGCAGAGGAAUUCAUUACAGCUUCGAAGCCAGAUCUGUCACAGUGGUAUCAAGACCUUCAAGACACUGAGGACCAACUCAACAAUUGGCCAAGCACUGUGCCCAGACACUGGCUUCCGCAGACUCUUCAAUCGGGAAAGCACUUUGAUCAAUCGAUUAUCACGUAUGCGGGAUAUAGCGACAUUUAUCCCAAUAUCCAAAUUGCAUCGAUUUGGAAUCUAUGGCGUACUUAUUGCCUUCUCUUGCUGCAAAUAAAACUGGCUCUUCUUGGUCUCUUUCCUAACUUGGAUGAGCCAACAGGCACUACACAAGAUCCUCGAAUACCUGCAUUUAAGGUUAAGUCGGUACAGCUGGCUCAAGUCUUGGUCGACUCGAUAUGCCAAAGUGUGUCCUUUCAUCUUGGCAACUAUAUUGAGCCUACAUCGCUCUCUGAACUGAUGAUUCCAACUAUCCUAUGCACCAGCUAUCACGACAUGGACCCAUCCCAUAUCUCGUACACCUUGUAUCAAAAGAGCUCCCUCUUUAUGUCCAGAGAUGACCAUAGGCGGCAUGUCAUUGUUCAGGGUCCUUGGCACAUGAUGGGUACUCUGAGCCACGUUCUGAGCAUUCUUGCGGAUAGUGAAUCCCAUAUCCCGGUACACGCCUUGAGAGAAGGUCAGAUGAAUUGGGUUCGGACCCAAUUCCUCCGGGUGCUCAGACUGCUUCGCAUCGAUCUCGAGGAUUUGUCAGCGACUAAUCAAGACCACUGUCAAGCAAACCCGGGUGAUCUCCAUGCCUUGAAUACAGUAAAUUCUGAGAUCAUCGCAAAGAGACUCAUGGCAGCAUUAGCAGGGUGA